Messenger RNA from Diversispora eburnea, 340 nucleotides. The record is from the annotation of a GenBank genome assembly. NCBI's taxonomy places the organism in Eukaryota, Fungi, Glomeromycota, Glomeromycetes, Diversisporales, Diversisporaceae.
AUGGUCGGAUAUGUUGCUUUCUUUAAAAAGAUUUGGGAAAAACGAAACAAAAUUUAUUUCGUGGUAUUCGAAGUUUUCUUCGUAAUUUUAUGGAUUACCGAAGUAUUGACCAAUCUCGCUUGGGCAUACAAAGGGAAAGAUUCAAUAUGUCAUCUUAAUACAAAAGAGUAUUAUUAUGACAAUCUUGUAAAUACAUGUAAUGCUUAUAUGGCUUCCAAUAUAGUUGGAUGGAUGGUCUUACUUUCAUUCGCUUUUGCCGCAGGAAUUUCUUGGAGAGUUCAUAAAAAAGAAAGGAUAGUAGAAAAUCCCACAAGAAUUGCGGCUAAGAAUAAUAUGACCA